UUGUCCUUUCAAGGCAGAGCCCUGUGAUCGGCGUUCAUUAGUUAAUAGUGAAAGUCAAAGCGAGCACAAGGAGGGUUUGUCCUGGCAGACUGCAGGAGCAAGUGCGUGUGAAACAAUGGCACAGCCCAAACCUCCGGUCCCGGCACCAAGGAGAGGCCGUCCAGACAGAACCUCCUCUGAGGACAGCGAGCCCCGGUCGCCAACACUGUCACCACAGCCGGCUGCGCUCCGUUCAAAACCACUUGUGGCUCCAAAGAAGUUCAGUGUUGAGAGGAGUGAGGAAGACGGUGCCAGGAGCCUGAAAAUCUCAAAGAUCCAUGACUCAGAGAAGAGCAAGCAACCGGCUCCGUCUCUUCCUCAGUGGCCCCCUGCUGUUCAUAAACCAGAAUGCACCAGUCCUGCAUCUGCAAAUCAAGGAGUCCUGAUCGCAGAGAUAGUGAAGAAGAUCCGUGACACAGAGAAGAGCAAGCAACUGGCUUUGUCUCCUCCUCAGGCGCCCCCUGCUGUUCAUAAGCCAGAAUGCACCAGUCCUGCAUCUGCAAAUGAAGAAGUCCUGAUCACAGAGAUGAUGAAGAAGAUCCGUGACACAGAGAAGAGCAAGCAGCUGGCUCUGUCUCCUCCUCAGGCGCCCCCUGCUGUUCAUAAGCCAAAAUGCACCAGUCCUGCAUCUGCAAAUGAAGAAGUCCUGAUCACAGAGAUGAUGAAGAAGGUGACAGUCAUUCAAAGGGCAAAUGAUAAUUCAAUCUAUGAGGAUAUGGAUACUUACAAGACGGCGCUUCAACAAUCAACUUAUAGCUGUGGAACGACACCGAUGCCUCCGUGUCCCAGCUCUCCUGUCAAAGACAAGCCAGUCAACAAAUAUCAAGACGAAAUUCUGGAUGCCAACUAUCUGAAGGACUGGUGGAAGAAAGUCAAAUCCUGGAAUACUUUCUCACAAAACCUCAAACACAAAGAGAUGGAAGAAACAAAAAUCAUCCAAGCUAAAGCUCGACGGAUCUACAAUGCCAUCCAGCUGUACAACAUCCUGAUGACUGAGCACGGCGGCACCCUGAAGGACUAUAUCACGCAGCUGUCCUGCAUCGCUGACAACCUGGACAAGGUCUCAAAGGGGACAAAGAUCGCCGGCAUCACUGGAGGGGCAGCAGGUGUGGCAGGAGGUGUGGCAGCGGCGGGGCUGGUGCUGGCCCCGUUCACCCUGGGUGCCUCGCUCGCCCUCACUGUGGUCGGGGUGGGAGUGGCGGCAGCCGGCGGGGCCACCGCUGCAUCAGCAGCCAUCGCCAACCAGGUGACUGUCACACAGGACAAGAAGAAAAUCGAGAGUAUCUUCCAGGAGUACGAGGCUCUCAUGGAGGAGAUUCAGGACUGCCUGAAGUUCAUCAGCGAGGGCCUGGAGCACCUGAGGGAACAUGACACGUCCACCCUUAGAGCAACCAGGGCCAAGUCACCGAGGGUCACCGCGGUGGCUCAGCUGGCCACUUCAGACAGGGCUAGUGCCCGGGCCAUGGAGGCCAACAGCAAGGCGUCAGGGGUGAUGCACGGCUUCGCCCUCGGGAUGUUCUUCACCCAGAAAAAGGGUGGCGCCAAGGUGAAGAAGGGCCUCGAGUCCAAGUUAGCUGAGAAAAUCCGCACGGUAGUAGAGGAGAUGAAGAAGGGACUGGACGAGCUCAUGCAUCUUAAAGAGCUGUUCAGCGAGUUCAAUUGACAUGACAAGUGAUAUUUAUAUUUUAAAAAGAUUGUUAAACUUCUUUGACAACUUUCUUCACCAAUCUGAUUUCCUCUUCAUUUUGUAGAGAUGCACACACAUUGCAGCCUGUAGUACACCUACUCUUAUAAUAUUUCUACAAUAAUUCCGUGCAACUCUGAUGUUGAAAAUACACAUGCUGUAUGUCUUUGUAAGAAAAAAUUAUUGGGAAAACACUGAAAGGGCCUUGACCUUAGGCCUAUUUAGCCCUGCACUGUGUAAUACUGUGUUAACAUAUCCUAAACAUAAACAACUAAGUUACAAGGCAGUUAAAAAAGAAAUGCUCAAAAAUGGUAAUAAAGCACUGUAAACAGACACAAAUGUAAGGGAAAAGAAUAAAG
This is a messenger RNA of Myripristis murdjan (pinecone soldierfish), 2082 nucleotides long. RefSeq lists its product as uncharacterized. Gene Ontology annotation, biological process: lipid transport; lipoprotein metabolic process. The transcript has 13 exons. The coding region runs from base 116 to 1702 and encodes 528 amino acids. The record is from RefSeq and is a predicted model, not a curated record. Gene Ontology annotation, molecular function: lipid binding. Lineage: Eukaryota; Metazoa; Chordata; Actinopteri; Holocentriformes; Holocentridae. Gene Ontology annotation, cellular component: membrane; extracellular region.